CGUUCCAAUCUUAUGCUGGAGUACCAGGACCGUGGGGUCACAAUGACACCCUGUCACAGGAUAUCGUUCUCUAUUGUAGACAUCCUGGAUCCGAACAAAUUCACCAGUAAGAAACCGAUCUCUUUUUCACCCGGAGAGAAGUUUUCACACGCAGCCGAGAGGGAAAGUUUGGGAAGACCCGCAGAGUUCAUUUCUAAUGAAGACCCCUUUUCUCGAGACAAGGAUUCGGGUGGAGAGGACCGGAAUGGCCAGGCAGGUUGUGACAAGGCAGAUGACUCUGAGCGGACAUCAUUAACACGACAAGAAAACGUCACUUCACUCGAGCGACACAGCGAGGACAGAGACAUCAACAGCUACGAUGUUGAUAGUUUGGCCAACGACGAUGUAGACCAAACGAAGCAGAAGCGACGCAGGUCUGAUCACGGCUGUGCCAAGCCUAGACGGGCCAGGACUGCUUUCACAUAUGAACAGCUGGUGGCGUUAGAGAAUAAAUUCCGGGCGACACGAUACCUGUCGGUUUGUGAGCGCCUUAACCUCGCUUUGUCCCUGAGUCUUACUGAAACUCAAGUCAAAAUCUGGUUUCAAAACAGAAGAACCAAGUGGAAGAAGCAAAACCCAGGGGCUGACAGCACAAUUCAGCCCGGAACGAACUCAUUGUCCCGGGUCACUUCGAGCCCAGGCCCCUCUGGGUCAGGUAUACAUCUGCAGAAAAAAUAAUAAAAAUACGGAGAAAGGUCUACGUGAUUAAGGCCAGGACAUAAUAAACCUGGGAAGAUCUCCAGUGCACCUUUCAGUCAGGAAAACUCACCACAUGAGAGA
Messenger RNA from Lepisosteus oculatus (spotted gar), 819 nucleotides. RefSeq names its product NK1 transcription factor related 2-like,a (gene nkx1-2a). Gene Ontology annotation, cellular component: nucleus. The record is from RefSeq and is a predicted model, not a curated record. Lineage: Eukaryota; Metazoa; Chordata; Actinopteri; Semionotiformes; Lepisosteidae. Gene Ontology annotation, molecular function: RNA polymerase II cis-regulatory region sequence-specific DNA binding; DNA-binding transcription factor activity, RNA polymerase II-specific. Gene Ontology annotation, biological process: regulation of transcription by RNA polymerase II; cell differentiation.